UACAAAAUCAAUCUGCUGGGAGACGAGGAGCAUAACUGAGUAGUGUUCGGCUACUUCUAAAUAAAAUCUGUUUAAAAUCUAAUCUUCUGGCUCCUGAGACAUUGUACGUUACCAAACACGUUUUGUUUAGCUAAUGACGAUUAUUAAACUUUACUAAAGUAAGUUAUAUUAAAAUGGCUUUUAAUAUUUUACUGCGGUAUAAUUUUACAAAGGCAAUGCAUUAACCACCUUGUUUGAAACGGUAAGCUGAGCUAUUUUUCAACAUAAUCUAACUAUAUACUUAAUAAACUAUGUAGUUAAUUAAAUGUUACUUCUAAUGAACCAAUAACGUAAACCCAGAGAAGGCUCGCUGUUUAAAAAAUUAUCGUUUGCUAAUUAUGAUUUAUCAUGUUUAUAGGAAUGCAAGAAACCUCUUAGUGGACAAAAUGCUUUGCACUGAGUAACUUGUAAGCCUCAAUUUCCAUAAUUGAGCAGGACGUCUCGAGAACCUUUGAAAGGCCACUUCAGUUCUAAGAUAUUCAUUAAUUUGAGCAGGAGGCGGAAGGACUAAGAUUUGUUCCGUCAAGACAACAGCACGAAAUCGCCUCUUUAAAGUUUUUUUUUUUAAUAGGAUCUGCGAAUAAGCUACUGCUUACUAAAAAAAAAACAUCUAAAAUUAAGACGGUCAACUUGCUUUGCUGCCUGUAGGAAACAGAUUUUUUUUUCAUCAUCUUUUUAACCCUUCGACUUCGCGUUCGCUUCCAAUGACGUCAUGGUGUGGGAAAGCGUGCAUCUUCUGCAACUCGGACAUUUUAACUGCAGUGCGAACGUCGCGUUUUGUGCCGUCUUUCACAAACACAGAGUCAUUGUCACAGACACGUCGCAUAUAUUCAGGGGGCAUGUUAUCCGGUGACCUCAAUAAAAAAAAAGAGAGAAAUGACGUUUUAAUUCCCUCCCGACCACGGUGUUCUAAUUAUAGGACCCUCGAGCCGCCGACAAGUGUUAUAUAAGGGUGCGAUAAACUUCUUCAAAAUGUCUGCGGCUGAGACACAGUGCAUGCCUCGUCGCGGUUGUAUUGACAAAUGCGGUCCUGGCGCACCCGCCGCGCGGUGCCCGUGCAGCCGGAGCCGGGGCCGGUGUCGCCUGCCCGGGCUGCCCGUGCCCACCCGACACCCGGAGCGCCGCCGCCGAGCGCGCGGCGCAUUGGCCGGUGCGGAUCAGGGGCGCGCGGCGGCUGCUGGGAUUGGCGGAACGCCCGUCCUUUAUCCGCGCGGCUCUGCAGAAGUCCCUGGCAGUGACGGGGGACGCCGACGUAGAGAAGAGAUUCCUGCCGUUCUUUGCCAUGGUCAGCCUAUUAGUGUUAGUGGAGAAAAUUCACCAGCGAGCGUUGUCAUGAAGGCUGGGGCCUCGUCUAUGUGGGCUUCAUGCUGUGGUCUGCUGAAUGAAGUGAUGGGCACCGGGGCAGUGCGGGGCCAGCAGCCGGGCUUCGGGGCCGGAGCCGGGCCCUUCCGGUUCGCCCCCAGCGCGGGCUACUCCACCUACCCCACGACCUCAGGGAACUCCAGCCUCGUGUGCAAGGCCUGCGGGCUGGCCUUCUCCGUCUUCAGGAGAAAGCACAUCUGCUGCGACUGCAAGAAGAACUUCUGCUCCCUGUGCUCGGUGCUGCAGGAGAACCUCCGCAGGUGCGCCACGUGCCACUUGCUGAAGGGGACUGCCUUCCAGAGGCCGCAGCUCAUGAGGCUGAGGGUGAAGGACCUGCGUCAGUACCUGACGCUGAGGAACAUUCCCACGGACACGUGCCGCGAGAAGGAGGACCUGGUGGACCUCGUCCUGUGCCACCAGGGCUCGGACGCGGAGGACGACACGGACUCGGGCAGCGUGCACUCCAGGUCGAUCUUCACCACCCCACUGUCCACUGUGCGUUCCACAUCCUUGCAGUCGUCGCUGUCUGCCCCUCAGGGAGAAGAACUGGGCAGAAGAGGAAGCUCAGGGACCACGAAUCAGGACCAGGGAGACGGUCCAACACUCUCACUCUUGAACCUACAAAAUGAAAAUGCAGUUCAAGAGGCCGGCACCCUGUCGCGGAAGCGGGCCAGAGCCUCCCUGUCGGACGUCUCCAGCGCAGACGAGAUCGAGGGCCUGUCCGUGCGGCAGCUCAAAGAGAUCCUGACGCGCAACUUUGUGAAUUACUCGGGGUGCUGCGAGAAGUGGGAGCUGGUGGAGCGCGUCGGCAGGCUGUACCGGGAGAACGAACAGAACAGGAAGUCAUUGGAAAAUGUGAGCAGCAGCAUAACUGCAGUGGUAGCAUAUCCUCAGCCAAUCUGCAAUGGAGGAAUCGGAGAGGGGGAGAAGAUGCAGCUCCCAAACGAAGAUAACCUGUGCCGGAUUUGUAUGGAUGCUGUGAUCGACUGCGUGCUUCUGGAAUGCGGCCACAUGGUCACCUGCACCAAGUGUGGGAAGAGAAUGAGCGAGUGUCCCAUCUGUCGCCAGUUCGUAGUGCGGGCUGUGCACGUUUUCAAGUCCUAAUGACGUAACAUCCAUUCAUCCUUUAGUGUUCUAGGAUAUCAACAUUUUUCUUUUUCUUUCGUUUGGACAUUAAAAUGCCAUACGUGAAAAUGGCUUUUUUUUUUUAAUAAAACGUUUGAUUUUUUUCAGCUUUA
Messenger RNA from Lepisosteus oculatus (spotted gar), 2639 nucleotides. RefSeq names its product E3 ubiquitin-protein ligase RNF34. NCBI's taxonomy places the organism in Eukaryota, Metazoa, Chordata, Actinopteri, Semionotiformes, Lepisosteidae. Gene Ontology annotation, molecular function: ubiquitin protein ligase activity. Gene Ontology annotation, biological process: proteasome-mediated ubiquitin-dependent protein catabolic process; protein K48-linked ubiquitination; negative regulation of extrinsic apoptotic signaling pathway via death domain receptors. The record is from RefSeq and is a predicted model, not a curated record. Gene Ontology annotation, cellular component: plasma membrane; cytoplasm.